AUGACGUCGGCUCUCCAGCUUCCCAACGAACUAUGGCUGCAGGUGUUCAGCUUUCUGUCCUGGAAGGACAAGCUGAGUAUGCGCUGCACAUGUUCUCACUUUAAGCAGCUGCUGGAUGAAUGUCGGCCUCUGUGGCGGGGCUUUAGCGUGGUGCUGAAGGACCUGUCCCGGUACAACCGCGCCUUCUGGCGGAGCCUCGCUCGGAGGCAGCUGGACAGCGUCGCCCUGCGGGGAGGGAAGAAGAGGGACCUGAAGCUGCUCUCUGUCUGGCUGCCUCUGCUCCAGGCUCUGCGGCUGGACAGCUGGAGGGGAAACGACGUCCAGGAGCUGAAGCGGUUCCGCCACGUACACAGCCUGACUCUCACAGCCUGUCCAGAGCCGCUGGUGAACCUGGAGUUCCUCCUUCCUCUGGGUCAGCAGCUGACCCAGCUCAGUCUGUGUAAUGUCCAGCUGGCCUGUCCCCCCUCCCAGCUGCUGGCCAGCCUCUCCCAGCUGACUCGCCUCAGGUCUCUGGUCCUGCACCAUGAUGGCUGUCUGAAGAUCCCGACGCUCAGAGGUGUCCUCUCUCAGCUGGUCAACCUCAAGUCCCUGUCCUGGACCAUGAUAAACUACAAAAGGCUGUCUCAGGACUUCUUCUGCCCGGUCACUGGCCCAGCUGCUGGUGCCUCCCUGCAGCUGUCUGAGCUGCAGCUGCUGAAUUACGAUGCUGCAGUCACGCCGGAAGUGCUGCAGCCUUUGGCCAAUCUCCGCAGCCUGUCGGUCUUCCACCUUUACUCUGUACCCGGACCCACCUGUCACCUGCAGACAUGGCUGUCAUCCCUGCAACAGCUCUGCAGCCUGAGUGUGCACGGAGGGCACCCCCUGGUGGUGUAUGCUGAAUUCCUCCCAUCCUCCCUCCGCAGCCUGACUCUGUGUGUGGACCUUCAGCCUGAGGACCUGCAGGUCGUCUCCUUCAGAGCUCCCAACCUGAGGCACCUGCACCUGGAGCCGUGGAGCUCCUCCUCCAAACUAGUCAGGCUCCUCCCACAGCUGUUCCCUGGCCUGAGGACGCUGGCCAUCAGACAUCAUCACGUGUCCGACGAAGACUUCCUGAGUCUCCAUCAGCUCCAGCAUCUCAACACUCUGGAAGUUCUGGAUUCCUUUUACAGGCCAGAUCCUAAAGACCCGAGCUGGGUCGUCUACAAGUCAAGUCCUCGUCUGCUGCAGCUGAUCUCUGACCUGCAGAAACUGACCAAUCACAAAGUCAGAGUACUCACCAGUUCACACAUAGACCUGCUGCCCUGUGGCUGCGUCUGACUGCAGACCAGGACCAACAGCUCCAUUAAAACGCUCUGACUGUCCAGUGGGACCAAUCAGGGCCAGGUGCAGUCCUACUUCUCAUUCUUCGGAUUCUGAUUGGCUGUGAGGUGGGCGGGUUCUCAGGGUAUUGAUGUUGUGGCUCCGCCCCCUGUGGUCUUCUCCGGUACUGUCCACUCUCAGCUCUGAGUGGGUUUGAAGUUGUUGCCCAACCACAGAGAUUAUUCUUUACUUUGUGUAGGACAUGCGGUUUAUUCUUUAGUGUGCAGUGAAAAAGGAUUUUUUUUCGGUUCUUGCUUUUUUAUCACAUUUUAAAUGCUCACGUCAUCAAAUGAAUCCCAUCAUGAAACAAAGAUGACCUCUGGUGACCUGUCCAGGGUGUAACCUGCCUCUCCCAGUGGCCGUUAGAGAUGGAGCUGUUUUCAAAUCAUGGUUUCAUUUAUUAAGAAAAAAACCUGAUCUUAUGUGAAAAAGUAACUGAAGCUGCUAGUUGGCACUCGAGAACAUAAACAGCUUGUUUAAGGUCAUGCCAGAAAAUUUUAAUUGGAUCCAAGUCCAGACUUUGAGUAGGCCACUCCUAAACCUUCUUCUUCUUCUUCUUCUUCUUCUUUUUUUUUUUAUUCAUUCGGAGAUGGACUUGCUGGUAUGACUCAGAUCACUGUCCUGCUGUUUACCCCCCAUCUGUUUAAGCUUAAAGGGGCAGAAUUAGGCAUUUUUCUGCCAUUGAAUAGAAACUGUGUUGCCUUCAGGUGUUGUAAAAGUGCUGGAUAUAUCAAAUAUGUCUUGAAAGAAAUCUGACUUCCCAGUUGAACACCUUGAAAUUGGGCCUCUGUCUCUUUAAGAAGCUCCUACUCUUCCAAUCCGACCCUUGACCUUCAGCACAUCGUUUCUGUUAAGCUGUUUACAGUCAUUUUAACAGCAGUGACUAAUAGUAACUAAGAUGAGCUCAGUAGAUCCCAGCUCCACCAGGUGUUUACUAAUUGCUGCUGCUAGUCUGGAGGAGCUGAGUGGAAAUGGGCGAUGCUCAUUUAAGCCCCUGCCCCCAUCCUGCCAGUGGUUGCUAUGGGAGAUUCAAGGAUUCCUCAAAAAUACAUGAAAGCAUCAAGGCAACACUCUAGGUAUGAUGAGAGAAUAACAUCAUAAUAUGAUGUAGAGCUCAACAAAGUUGAUUGGAAAAAAGUGUACCCAGCACUGCCCCUUUAAGAACACUAAAGGGAAGAUGUUGCUCUGCAGUGGCAGCUUUGGCCUUGAAACUCUCCAGGAUGUUAUUUCUGUCCAUUUCUCCCCUUGUUGUUGAAAACCCUCUAAAGUGGCUGAAUUAAACCAAUUCCUGCAAAGCAGAGUGGGUCUAAAUUCAUCCACAGCCAUAACUGGAUGUGAUAACCAGUUAUCACAAACACUUGAUGGCAGCUGUUGGUAGUAAGUGAAGGACUACUAGUUAUCAGGCCUGGUGGUGCUAACAGGGCCCGCUGAGUCUGGAUGGUUUUGGUUCCCUUGAUAAAUAUAAUCAUCACAUGGAAGCUGCUUCCUGUAUUCACUCGCUUAUCUUUGAUAUUCAAAUAUGGCAAAAAUACAAAAGCAGAAGAAAUCUGACAGGUGGCAGAGACUUAGUGAGGCAGCUGAGUGGUGCUGAGGUUGGUUGUCCCUUUUGCUCAGUGAAUGUCUGCACUUCUGAUUGGAAUUCAUUGUUUUAUGCCUCACUAUCAAUUUUUUUUUUACAUGUCGGAUUCAUGUUUCCAAUUUUAAUUUUAAACGCAAUGAAUUCAUACACCAACUGUGUGUUAAGUGCCUUGGCCGGUUGGAAUCAGACCCACAACCCACAGUGUCAUGAAGCGUGGUGCAGCGCGGUGCAGCGCGGUGCAGCGCGGUGCAGCGUGGUGCAGCGUGGUGCAGCGUGGUGCAGCGUGGUGCUCGCUGUCAGGUGACGGGGCGCUGACAGUGGAGUCAUGCAGACCUCAGGUGAUCCUGGCAGAUUGUUUUUCCAGAUCGCUCAUCUUCUGCAUGGAGCCGGAAAACAUGGAGCACAUUCAGAGGAAGAUACCUGACAAGAGCUCAUCUAGCUCAUUUCUUCUAUGUUUACCUCAUCAAAACAAACAGCUCUCUAGAAGAUGUCUGUUUUAUUCAAUAUGCUAAAGAAACCUGCUAGUGCCUGAAGUUUUAUGUUAUACUUUUUAAUGUUUUUAAUGAAGAACCUUUAUGUGCUUUGUGACUGUUUUUGUUGAAGAUUGAUUGCACUGGUUGCAGUUUUUGGCUCAUCACCGAUGUUUAAAGCGCCUGGCCUGCCGGUUUGGCCCAACACCGAUUGUUUUGUCUGAGAAGUGGCCAAGUGAUCCGCAGUGGCUGUUAACCAUCAACAGGUGGAGCUGCUGGACCGCCGGCCGUCUGUCACAGCAGAUCAACAGGAGACAGGCUGGUUUUCAGAGGAAGACCAGAUCAGUUUCUCACACAUCAACUGGUCUCCCUGAAUGAAGGAAAUCGGAGCAGAAACAUCUGUACUCACCUACUGGGUUUGUUCUUUUCUUUUUUUGGCUCCUGCUGAAACCCUUCCCAGGAAUAACCACCAUAGUUGGGUAUUUUAUUUUGAAAGUGUAACUGGUUACAGUUAAGUUACCCCAUUUAAAAUGGAACAGUGGCAUUUAAUUAACUUUGAAAAGAUAUCUGAUUACAUAUUUACUUUUUAAGUCCUUUGACCAGCCACAGGUGGGUGGAUGGGAUCUAAGGUUCUGCUGGUAGUGUUCUACAGGGCUGGUUGAUGUUUCAGUAUCACAGCCUUUCAAAUGACUGGUCUGUUUUUUUCUUCUUUGAUUUAUUUUUAUUUCGGAAAAUAAAAUCACUGGGAAGACUCAUUAUUUUUUCUUGACAAUAACGAGAUCUUUCUAGAAUAUGUUUGUUUUCAUCAUCAGUAAAGUAUUUUAUUUUUGUCUAUCUAGAUCUUGUAGAAAGAAAAACUAUAUUUUGUAAAUAUUUCUACUGUGUGGUUCUGGUUAUUAUUUUUAAGUAUGACACAUUUUGACUCUUGUUGUGAUGUGUACCUCACACCUCUUUACAUCUUCUUAAUGAAGGAACCCUCAAUAAAUGUGGACUUUUUAACUGUAGCCCGUCCUUGUUUUUUUUUUAUUUUUUUUUAUUGUGCUUGGUUGGUUCUGACAAAAUAAACACUUCAGUUCAUUAAUGAAGUUACAAAGAUCAAUUCAAUUACCUGGUCUCUUAUAGGGGCAGUAUUACAUUAACUUUUAUUUUAGCUUUUUUUUUUUUUUUAUCUAGUUGUGUUGAACUGUCAUUUUACUGCACUACCAAAUCCAUAAAAAUGUGUUUAUUCUUUUCUCCAGUGAUGUGUUGGCAGUUAUCAGUUCAACCCUGAUUUUAAACAGUUUAAUUCUCAUUUUUGGCUUUUUCAUUUUGCCUGGAGUUUAAUUCAUGACUUAUCUGAUCUGUUUA
Messenger RNA from Gambusia affinis (western mosquitofish), 4734 nucleotides. RefSeq lists its product as uncharacterized. Gene Ontology annotation, molecular function: protein binding. The transcript has 4 exons. The coding region runs from base 1 to 1296 and encodes 431 amino acids. NCBI's taxonomy places the organism in Eukaryota, Metazoa, Chordata, Actinopteri, Cyprinodontiformes, Poeciliidae. The record is from RefSeq and is a predicted model, not a curated record.